Messenger RNA from Seminavis robusta, 2169 nucleotides. NCBI's taxonomy places the organism in Eukaryota, Bacillariophyta, Bacillariophyceae, Naviculales, Naviculaceae. The record is from the annotation of a GenBank genome assembly.
GUCACUGUCAAGAACUCAGCCCGACGGAUCAGGGCUGCCUCAUGCAUGGCAUCGAUGGCAAAGCAUGCAGUUGUGACGAUCGACUCAUCAAGAUACAUUGGAUGGUGAAGUGGCUAUCAUACUAAGCUGGCUGAAGAUCCGUGAGCUUCCUACAUGCAGAGUUUUCUUCGUUUUGUCCUCUUACUUUUACUAUUCGGGACAACGACUACAGUACCAAAAUGUCGCACUCAACGUUUGUCUCCGUGCAUCUGAUUUGGGCUGCCGCCCUCAUUUGUUCCAUUUCUGCCUUUGGGUUUUCGGCGCAAAGUUCCAGGACCAACCGUUGUCCCCAGAAGCUGCAAGCUGCCCCAUCUUCGUCCAUAACGACAACUCCAUUGGAAGAGAUGAAAGAUGAAUACGAUGUCAUUGUGAUUGGCUCUGGCAUCGGGGGCCUUUCCUCUGCAGCCAUGCUAUCAUUGUAUGGAUAUUCUGUUGCCGUCCUGGAAUCACACUAUUCACCGGGAGGUGCUGCCCAUGGAUUCAGCGUGAAACACUCUACUGGAGCCUACCACUUUGACACGGGUCCAAGCUUCUUUUCUGGCUUGAAUCCCAAUUUGAAAGCCAAAGCAUCCAAUCCACUCCGAACAAUCCUGGAUGCCAUUGGAGAAUCCGUAGAAUGCGUUCCCUACACUUCCUUCGGUUUGAAGUUCCCGGAAGGGGACUUUUUGCACACGGUCAAUUUUGGUGGGAACAAUCCAGAUGCUGGCAACACUCAGUCACCGUUGGAAGAGGUGGCAGGACCCGAUGCCACGGCAGAAUGGCAGCGGUUGAUGGACGCCAUGAAACCACUUGCAAAAGCGGUGGAUGCCAUGCCAACGGCAGCUCUGCGAGGAGAUCUCAGCGCCCUCGUCACGGUGGCUCCAUUUCUCAAAAACUUUGCCCUUCUGAAUCCACUCGAGAAUCUCAAAUUGACACAACCCUACUCCAACAUUCUCGAUCAGGCAUCUGUCAAGACACCCUUUACGCGCAAUUGGCUGGACUUGUUAUGUUUUUGUCUGAGUGGAUUGCCGGCCAAUGGAACCAUCACGGCAGAGAUGGCUCUGAUGAUGGGUGAAUUCUACGAUCGCGACGCCAUCAUGGACUGUCCCAAGGGUGGCGCCAAUGCCAUUGUCGAUGCACUGGUGAGAGGCAUUACCAAGCAUGGCGGUCAAGUCUUUUGCAAUUCACAUGUACAACAAAUUCUACUGAAUGACAACAACAAUAAUCGAGCUACAGGUGUGAGACUGAAACGAAAGGAUCGUGCAGUGACUGCCAAGCAAGCUGUUGUUAGCAAUCUGUCCGUGUGGGACUUACUGCGCAGUGGUAUACUCGAAACAUCAGCAUUACCAUCAUCCUUUGUCCAACAAGGACUAGAAACACCACUCGGCAAGAGUUUCAUGCAUUUGCACAUUGGAUUCCAAGCAACGAAGGAAGAGUUGGAUCGGUUGCAAGCACAUUACUUGUGCAUAGAGGAUUGGUCCCGUGGCGUGGAGGCCCAAGACAACGCAGUCUUGAUAUCCAUCCCAUCCGUACACGACAAUUCGUUGGCACCCGCUGGGCAUGCCGUGUUGCAUGCCUAUACACCUGCCACGGAAGAAUAUGAACGAUGGACCCACUUGAGAGACAAGCGACAGUCUCUCGAAUACCAACAACUCAAAGAGGAACGUAGCCAGUAUCUUUGGAAAGUUCUGGAAGACAUCAUUCCGGACAUUCGAGAACGUGCCACUGUGGUCCAGGUUGGAACUCCCUUGACACACGAACGAUUUUUGCGACGACACGCCGGUUCCUACGGUCCCGCAAUUGUGGCAGGAGAAGCUUCGUUUCCCUUUCCCAAGACGCCACUAUCCGGGUUGCUAUUGUGCGGUGACUCCUGCUUUCCUGGCAUUGGAGUUCCCGCUGUUGCCGGAUCUGGGUUGUUGGCUGCACAUUCGGUAUCGUUGUCAUCCAUUCCCAAGCAGCAAAAGUUGCUAGAAAAGCUACAGCAGCAAUGACGGUCCUUUGAAGGAGGAUCUACGGUAGGGCCAUGAUCAGCUGCUAAAUAUAUGAUAGUCAUAGCUACAAGAUUAGUCAAUGACAUAAGGAUACUGAUCAAAUCUCUCACUUGAUUCUCAUAUUCGUGAGGUCUCCUCACGAUUUAAACAUAGAAGGGGG